Messenger RNA from Tuber melanosporum (Perigord truffle), 2895 nucleotides. RefSeq lists its product as uncharacterized. The coding region runs from base 205 to 2652 and encodes 815 amino acids. The record is from RefSeq and is a predicted model, not a curated record. Lineage: Eukaryota; Fungi; Ascomycota; Pezizomycetes; Pezizales; Tuberaceae. The transcript is spliced from 9 exons. Gene Ontology annotation, molecular function: chitin binding.
GGCACCACGCUCGUUGACCUACGGUAAUCUUCUGCUGGAAGCCCCGAGUUUCUGUUCGUUUUGCAGCAGGACUCUUUCUGACGACCGGUUUUCACCACAUUCUCAUUCGUUCAUUCAUUUUUUUCUUGUUGAGCCUUUUUCCGACAAGGCCGUUUGAAUUUAUCACACUCGUUCAGUGCUCUUUCAAGCACAGCUUAGCUCAUUAUGGUCACCACGAAGACCGCUCUCAUCCUCUCGGCACUUUUCGCCCAUGGCGUCUUUGCGAAUAUCCCUUUCCCCGAUCCCUAUAUCGAGUGCGAUCCUGGGGCUGCGGAGGAAAAGUGUUUGAGGGGACAAUACUGCAGUGAAGAGGAUGAACUUUGCAAAAGUCCUGCCCCUCAUGAACUCUUCCGUCGUAUUGCUCGUCCCAAUCCUAUCCCUGCUCCCGGUGAUUUCUCUGUUGAUGGGAGGUGUGGGCCUGCCAACGGCGGUUUGAUCUGUAACCCGAACUCUCCCAAUUAUGUUGGAGGUUGUUGCUCACAAGCUGGAUGGUGCGGAAACACCCCUGCAUACUGUGGCGCCGGGUGCAUUUCUGGAUGUACAAGUACUUCAGCGGGUGGCGGUACUCCUGCUCCGACUGGUGGCGCUGCUCGCCCUGAUGGCCGUUGCGGAACGGAAUUUGGUGGCGCUACUUGUGCUGGUUCUGCUUUUGGAACUUGUUGCAGUCAGUACGGGUGGUGCGGCACCGGAGAUGCAUACUGUCUUCCAGCCAAUGGAUGUCAGAGUGGGUGCACUGGCACCACUCCUACCACUUCUACCCCUCCUUCUGUCCCUCCUGCCACUGCCCCGACAACUACCAGCAGCACUGGUGAGCCGGUUUUGGGGGCACCUUCUUCCACCGGUGUCAACCCCAACCCCACUGGCAUUCCUACCACUGAUGGUACUUGCGGUGCCACUAAUGCUGGAAGAACCUGCGUUGGUUGGGACAAGGGAGAAUGUUGUUCGAUGUAUGGUUUCUGCGGUAAUACUGAUGCUCACUGUGGUGAUGGAUGUCAAUCUGGUCCUUGUAAGGCUGGUGGAUCUCCGCCGGCUCCUGGGGCAUCGCCGGCUCCUAUUACCAAUGGAGGAGAAUUUACGAUUAUUGGUCAAUCGGGUGUUCCUGCCAUGCACGCUGGUCUUCUUCCUAACGGUCGUGCCAUCUUCUUGGACAAGGUCGAGAAUUACACUCAAUUGAAGCUUCCUAACGGCCAAUUCGCUUACUCUUCUGAGUACAAUCCUGAUGACAACACUGUUGUUCCAUUGGCUUACAAUACCAAUGCCUUCUGCGCCGGAGGUAUCUUCCUUGCGAAUGGAGAUUUUGUUUCGCUUGGUGGCAAUGCACCACUGGAUUUCAUUGACCCUACAGUUACCAAUGGCUUCGACGCUAUUCGUUACAUCACCCGCUCCUCGAGUGACGCCUCUUUCAACGGUCAAAACUGGCGCGAGCCUGGAAACAAGUUGGCUAGCAACAGGUGGUAUGCUUCGGCUCAGAUUCUUGCCGACGGGAGAAUAUUUGUUGCCUCUGGAAGUUUGAAUGGACUGGAUCCUACAGUUCCUGCAAACAACAACCCCACAUAUGAAAUAUUGAGUGCUGCUGGUGUCAGUAACGGAGUCAAUGUCCCUAUGGAUAUCUUGGUUGCUCACCAACCUUACUAUAUGUAUCCUUUCAUGCAUCUUCUCAAGAACGGAGAGUUGUUUGUCUUCACCGCCAAGUCAUCACAAAUCUUCAACAUUGGUACCAACUCUAUCACCCGCCAAAUGCCCGAUUUGCCGGGAGAUUUCCGCACAUAUCCCAACACCGGUGGUAGCGUCAUGUUUCCUCUUACCAGCGCCAAUGGAUGGAACACCAAGGUCAUGAUUUGUGGUGGUGGUCCUUAUCAAGAUAUUACCGCCCCUACUGAUCCCAGCUGCGGCGUUAUUGCGCCCGAGGAUGCAAACCCUACCUGGGAGAUGGAUGCCAUGCCUGAAGGACGUGGUAUGGUCGAGGGUGUCUUGCUUCCUGAUGGAUCUGUCCUAUGGCUCAAUGGUGCCAACCGUGGUGCUCAGGGAUUCGAGCUUGCUACCAACCCAACCCUUGCCGCCCUCCUUUAUGAACCUACCAAGGCAAAGGGAGCACGCUGGACGCAACUUGCCUCUUCCACUAUUCCUAGGCUGUAUCACUCAGUUGCUCUCUUGUUGCUUGAUGGUACCGUUCUCGUCACCGGUAGCAACCCGCAUGAAAUGCCAAUCCUGGAAACAAGGCCUGGAGUUGCCUUCAUUACUGAUUUCCGUGUCGAGAGGUUCACACCUCCUUAUCUUCAGGGUGCCAAGGCCACUCAGCGUCCGUCCGCGAUGGCCCUCUCGACUAAGAAUCUUCCGGCCAACGGGUCUACUUUCACCAUCUCAUUCAAUGCUGCUACCACUACCCAGGGCAUUAAGGUCGCCCUUUACUAUGGUGGCUUCGUUACCCAUUCUGUUCACAUGGGUCACCGCAUGCUCUUCCUCGACAAUACUGGCUUCGUCGCUGGCACUGCAGCUCAAACUAUUACCGUCACAAUGCCCCCUAACAAGAAUGUGGUGCCUCCUGGGCCCUAUGUUGUCUACGUUGUUGCAGAUGGAACUCCAUCCGUCGGUCAAUUCGUGACUGUUGUCUAGGUUUUUUAGAGGGAAAUGCAAAUGGUGGUUCUGUUAGUAAUAGUUAAUUUUUUUCCUCCAUGAACCAAUCCUCCAUGAGUUAGCUGUAUACUUUUUCUAUUUCUAUAUCCAUUUUUUUGUAGUUGGCUUGGUUUCUCUAUGCGGUGCAUUUUGUACAGCCAUGCUUAGGUCGGUCGUCGUCUAUGGAGGGCGAUUCAGGAGAUGGGGGAUAGAUUUUAUAUUACGAAUUCAAAGAGUCCUUAA